AUGGCUGAUGGACCAGCUCAUGGGUCACAGUCGUCCUCGCUGUCCUCGCUGACGCCGUCUCCAGACCGCGCGAGCUCUGGGUCGCCCAGCAGGAAGCGACCUCGACUCUCAUCAACCUCGCCACCCUCGCCCGCGCUGGACAUCGCGCAGAGCCCGGCAAAGCGAGCCAGCGGGUCACUGAGGGCACAGGAGACUUAUGGCGAGCUGCUGCAGGGGCUGGACGAUGAAGACUUUCGCAUGCUACCCAGUUCGGACCCGAGGGGACGGGGGCUCGAGGACGAGGAUGAUGAGGGAGACGCUGAGGGAGGCUCAGGCGAGCUCGCAGACGGCGUCAUUGGAAAAGGCGAGGCGAGUGAGGGCGCGGACGAUUCGGGAGUGGGCCUUCUGCCCGACGUCGAGCGGUCCAGGGACGUUGAAGAGGGUGUCGAGGCGGAGCCGCCGGACGUGGACGAGGUUGAAGAUGCAGAAUUCGAGGGCGACGACAUGUGGCUCGGUUUCGACGAUGCCGAUGUCGGCUUCGACCAGCCAGACACCUUUCCCAGCUCCGCCUUUUCCGCCCUCCAUCCUCCUUCCGACAGACUCGAUGGCGCGACCGCCGAUGGCGACGCACACGAUGCCGCUUUCACCGAGCCAUCCGAGCCGCGAUUGAGCGACUUCGGCUUCGCCAGCGUCAACUCGCUGGCAGGCGGAAUAGGCGGCUUCGUGUUUGCGACGAGGAAACCGCUCGUGGUCUCCGAACAGGCGAUGCAGCGCAUGAAGGCCAUGCUCGAUGCCGAAGAUCACCCAGCAGACUCGCCCUCUCGCCCGGCCGACCGUCAGCAGCCAGUCGCACGAACGAAGACUCCCCUUGCGCGACCCCUUCCUCUUCACCAGCCGACCCUUCCUUCGGCAGCCGUACCACCCACUGCAGCAUCAAUCGGCUCAACACUCGAAGCGCUCGGCGGCUUCGCGACAGCGGGUGGGACUGCCGUUGCUGCUCCUUCCGCCGACGCCUUCGCCCUUGCCCAGCAACGCCUGCAGGGCAGCUCGUCUCCCGCACCGGCGGCUGCCUUCGCUUCUGCCAGUACGACGGCUCUCUCCGCCGCCCCGGCUUUCCUCGGCUUUCAGAACGCCGCAGGCCGCAGUAUCGACAUGCCGAGCGAAGAAGCGAUGCAGCGAGCGCGAGCACACCUCGAUGCGCCGAGCUCGUCACCGCCGCCGGGAAGUGCGCCGACUCGCGUAAUGCGGCCUCUGCGGCCGAAGGCAAGACUCCCCGCACCGACGAGAGAUGUCUUCGAGGCGCCCCCUGCGGGCGGUCGCGGAUCCUUCACGGCGGGACAGCCGACUUUCGCCCUUCCGCCGCCUGCCUCGCGUGCUCCGUCGCCGAUACCGGUCGAGCGGACUGGCGCCGCGAUGGCGCUGGACACGCCGACGGCUCUGCGUGUGCGGCAGGCGAGUGCCAAGUCGAGUGCCUCAGACGACGGCGGUCUUGCGGCGGGGCGGCGGACGCCCCUCAUUCCGCUCAUCAACGGCGGUGAGAAGGACGGAAUGCAGGCGAAGGAGUGCGCGGCGGAAAAGGACGCUGAGACGGCUUCAAGCGAGACGAUGCGUUCGUCAAAGUCGCCGACUCCUCCUGCCGAACGCGCCAGCGCGGCAUCCUCCGAUGCCAUUCAGCCCACUGCUGGUCCUGUGCCCGUCGCGCAACAGGCGCGACGACCUCCCGUCGCGCCCGGAGCCGUCUAUCCCGCGCCAUCACGACCAGGGUCGUUCCGCCCCCCGCUUCUCUCGCAUACCGCUACUCCCGCUCGCCGUCCCCAUUCCGCUUACACGCCCCUUCACCCAUCGCGCCUCGUCUCUCCCGCCUCCGUCGUCAGCUCGUCCACGCCCAACCCUCUCCUCUCCCAACAACGUCGCCUCAACUUCGGCAUGACACCCCUCCGCAAACCGCACCAUCUCGCCAACACUCGCACUGCGACGCCCGGAUCGGGAGCGGGUGGGAAGGGGUUCAAGACGCCUUGGAAGGACGGGAAGCGACCCGAGGGCUUGACGCCGAUGGGACUGAAGGACAAGCUGGCGGCGCAAAAGGCGAGCGUGAGGAAGAUGGAUACGAGCGCGAAGCGCUCGGGCGACAAGAAGACGAGCCGGCUGAGUGAGGCGGACCUGGCGAAGCGCGAGAAGGCGAAGGUGUUUGACCUUGAAGCACCUCUCGACUUCGAACGCUACGACUUGACCUUUGGCAUGCGGCCGCAGACGCACUACUACGAGGCGCUGCAGGAAAUCGGAAUUCCUGACGCAGUUCUCGACAUGGACUCGACGUCGGGCGCCUCGUACACCUUUCCGUGCGGUCGCGGCGUCGCGGAUGCCUUUUCGACCCUGCAGGCGCUGGUCGCCGAGCGGAUGCCCGAAGAGAAGGACUUGGUGACGCUGCCAUGGGUCAAGAACCAUUGGUCGCUCGUUCUGUGGAAGCUGGCGAGUUAUGUCCGGUCGAGGCCGGACUUGCUCGACGAAUGGUGGUCGUUCGAGCGCGUGAUGAACCAGCUACGCUACCGCUACGAACGCGAAGUCAACCGCGCAGAGCGGUCCGCCAUCAAGCGGAUCCAGGAGCAAGACUCGCCAGCAUCGCUUCCGAUGGUGCUCUGCGUCUCGCAGAUCCGCUGGGACGAACCGUCCGACGAUAGCGGCGCCGACCCCGACACGCUCGUCAUCGUCGGCCUCGAGCUCACGGACGGCUGGUACCGCAUUCGCACGAACGUCGACCGGACCCUCAAGAGUGCAUGCGAGAGGGGCAAGAUUGUCGUCGGCAGCAAGAUCGCGGUCAUGGGUGCUAAACUCGACAGCUCGAAGGACGAAGGUUCGGACGUCCUGCAAGCUCUCGGUCGAUCUACCCUUAUGAUCACCGGCAAUUCGACCUCGCUCGCUCCCUGGCACGCCAAACUUGGCUUCCGCCCGGAGCCGUUCAUCGCCAGUCUCGCCAGCAUCAGUCCCGCCGGCGGCCUUGUUCCCCUGCUCGACAUCUACGUCGACCGGGUUUUCCCCCGUGGCUACACCGAGCUGCGCAAGGGUCGGUCAGGCGAGAACUGGGGCGAAGAGGAGGAAGCGGCACGAGCGAAGGAGUGGGAGCGCGGCCGCAAGCGAAUUGAGGCGAAGAUGACCGAUGAGCUUGAGAAGGCCGGUGUCGAGGAAGACGAGCUCGUCGAGCUGCUCCGCGAAGCAGUCGGACGGUACGACGCAGCGCCGACUUCCGCUUCCCUCAACGAGGAGCCCGACGAGAUCCUCGACCGCCUCGAAUCGGCGCCGAACAAGCAGGCCAUCAUCCGCAAGCUUACUGCGCAACAAGUGCAAGCCUGCUUCGCCCUCGCACAGGAGAACGCACAGGCGUCGCGCUACCGUGCCGUCGAGGACUUGCAGAAGGAGCUCGCGGACAAGUACCCGCCUCGUCAAGUCCGCUGCUUCCGCGUAUUGCGCAUUUCUGACGCUCGCGAGGGGACGAAGAGCGUCAAGCGGACGGCCCAGCUCACGGUCUGGGACGCCGAGACAUUCGACGCGGACUUCUUCCGUGAGGGUCAGCGCUUCAUGCUCAGCAACACUUUACCAAAAGGCAGCUGGAAACCCAAAGACUCGGAAAUCGGUCUCGCAACCCGGAGGGACUCUCGCUGGCGCAGGAUCUAG
Molecule: messenger RNA, 3648 nt
Organism: Rhodotorula toruloides NP11
Lineage: Eukaryota; Fungi; Basidiomycota; Microbotryomycetes; Sporidiobolales; Sporidiobolaceae
Product: breast cancer 2 susceptibility protein
Exons: 9
Coding region: 1-3648 (1215 amino acids)
Biological process (GO): regulation of DNA-templated transcription; double-strand break repair via homologous recombination
Source: RefSeq, a predicted model, not a curated record